UUUAGUUUUUAAAUUUAAUACAACAUUUUUGGCUCAGUUUAUUCCAACCCUUUUCGACCUCAAAAUUUUCGGUUUACCUUUUGGCUUCAAAUUUUUGCCUUUACAAUAUCACUUCCAUUUCCACAGUCUACAAGAAGUGCAAGAUUUGUAGCCAUUCAAAUUAAAGUUCUGGCUCUUCUAAAUUACCGGAUAUAUUUUUAGUUUUAAGUCUUUCAAUUACGACAAUAAAAUUGACUUGUAGGUAUGUCAGGAAUGGCCUUUGGCCUAUCAAUUUAAUUGGUUGGUUUAAAAGCUAAUGGACGACUUGAGCAAUGAUGAUGGAAUCAAUGUGGGAGAAGACUCCGAUGACGAUUUAAAUAAUGAAACCAUCUUUCGUUCUCGUAGCGACGAAGUUUUUAAAUCAUUAAAUGAAUUGAGAGAGAAAAAUCAAUUAUGUGAUGCUGUUAUAAUAGUAUCAGAUGAGAAAUACAAUGUACAUCGACCUAUCAUGAGUGCAUGUAGUACGUACUUCAGGGCUCAAUUUACUGGUUUCAAUAGUGGCAUAUCGGAAUAUGACAAGGAAGUGAGCCGAAGAGUAUGCAUUCCUGGAAUGAGUGCAGCUAUUAUGGAGCAAUUAAUUAACUACGCCUAUCUUAGACGAUGCCAAAUAACAGAAGAUAAUGUCCAUGAAUUAUUGGUAUCUGCUGAUUAUUUGGGAAUGAUGGGCCUUGUGAAGCUUUGCGAAAGAAAAAUGACAAAAAUGCUGUCACCAAUAAAUUGCGUCGAUAUUAUGAGUUUUGCUAGGUUUCGUUUUCUUGACGCUUUAUAUGACAAAGCACGUAUGUAUAUGUUACGUUACUUUCCAGAAGUUGCGUUAAAAAAUGAGGACAUAAUGGAAAUCGGAUUAAAGGAUUUCUAUGAGAUCAUAAGCGAUGAUGAAUUGAACACACGGGAGGAAGAUAGUGUAUGGAAAUUAUGCAUUAAAUGGAUUGACUAUGAUCCCGUCAAUAGAAAAAAACAUGUGGCAGACUUAAUGCAGGGUGUGCGUUUGGGUUUAAUGACACCGAAG
Teleopsis dalmanni is the source of this 1048-nucleotide messenger RNA. Its product is annotated as kelch-like protein 10. Lineage: Eukaryota; Metazoa; Arthropoda; Insecta; Diptera; Diopsidae. Gene Ontology annotation, molecular function: protein binding. The annotation marks the transcript as partial. The record is from RefSeq and is a predicted model, not a curated record. The transcript has 4 exons.